GGACGCGCAACGACGGGGAGAAGAGGAAGAGACUAAUUCUCUUAAUAAUUUUUGGAUUCAUUUGGUUGGCCGCGGACCCAAAUCCUUGCGCGCGACCUCGUUGAUCGCCGUCGAUCGAUCCAUCCAUCCGCCUCCUGGCGAAGUAGGAAUCUGAACGCGAGGAGGAAGAGGCAGAUUUUGGAAACUCCUGUCCGGCCGCUGAUUCCUUUCUCGGUUUCCGGAUCGCUCCUCUGUCUUUUUCUGUCUCUCUCUCUCAGUUGGGAUGUAGUGUAACCGUAAAGCAUUCAAAAAUUCAGAGUUUUUGAUGAAAUUACUGCUGUCCUUCGUUUUGGAUGGACCUGAGGCCUCGAAGGUGGCCGCAAAUAGUGAGUUUUGAGGAGGCAAUGUGAAAGGAAGAGGAGCCGAAGCCGUUCGCCAUGGAUCCGCCUUUUUCUGGUUUUGUGCUUGACCCAUCCAAAUGCAGCAAAUUGAGCAUUGAGGAGAAGAGAGAGCUUGUUCGUGAAUUAUCAAAAUGGCCAGAGAGUGCUCCUGAGAAGCUACAGACAUGGACCCGUCAUGACAUUUCAGAAAUCCUGUGUGCUGAGUUAGGAAAGGAGAGAAAGUAUACUAGCUUAACUAAACAGAAGAUGAUAGACUACCUUCUUCGAGUAGUUUCUGAAACGAAAUCUGGAGAAAAUGCAAACAGAAGGGAUUCAUUGCAGGUGCCAUCUACACCAAAUCCUCAAACCACAGCUAAGAGACAAAGGAAGAGCGAAAAUCCAUCACGGUUACCAAUUGUCACAAAUUACCCCCAGAUACAUGAUGUAGAAGAAGCUCUAGACAAUCUAAGAUGUUGUCAGAAUUCUGCCUGCAGAGCUACUCUUAAAAUGGAAGAUUCAUUCUGCAAGCGUUGCUCAUGUUGUAUAUGUCACAAGUAUGAUGACAACAAGGACCCUAGUAUUUGGCUGUUUUGUGGCUCUGAGACUCCUGCUCAGGGUGAAUUUUGUGGCAUGUCUUGUCAUCUUGAGUGUGCCCUUAAGCAUGAAAGAGCUGGUAUGAUGAAUAGUGAGAAGUGCAAAAAGUUGGAUGGGAGUUAUUACUGUGUUCACUGCGGAAAAUCUAAUGACUUGCUUGGAUGCUUGAAGAAGCAGCUAGUGAUUGCAAAAUACGCACGUCGUGUUGACAUACUGUGUUACAGGAUUUCUCUUAGUCAUAAACUUCUCAGCUCAACAGAAAAAUAUCUGAAUUUGCAUGAGAUAGUUGACCAAGCACGGAAGAAAUUGGAGUCUGAGAUUGGACCAAUUGAUGAUUUAGCAAAUAUGGCACGUGGAAUUGUCAACCGACUUUCAGUAGGUGCUGAAGUUCAAAAACUAUGUGCCAGUGCAGUAAACUUACUUGAUUCCAUGCACUUUGAUACCCAAUCAGCUCAUUCUCAAGUUCAUGAAAUGGUUUCGGUAUCCCCUAGCAUCAUACGAUUUGAACAAAUAUCACCCAUAUCCCUUACUGUGGUUUUUGAUAUAGAAAAUGACUCACCUCUAACUCAAGAACUAGUUGGUUUUAAUUUGUGGCUAAGACUAGCUGACACCCUAGAAUACCCCGAGGAACCAUCGUUUUCUCUGUGUAAUCCAAAGAGGAGAUUGUUGAUAACAGAACUAGCUCCAAAUACAGAAUAUAUGUUUAAGGUAGUAGCUUUUAGCAUUACGAAUGACUUGGGCACAUGGGAAGCUGGAGUAAAAACUGAAGGACAUUCGCUGGACAACUCUGUCGUCUUAGCGCUGGAGACAGCUAUUUCAAAACCAAAUUGCCGGAGCCCAAAAGCAACAAGUAGUGGCUUGUCAAAUCCAUCUGAGGGAGAUGAAUCUAAUACUAAUGGUACAACAUGUGCCGACUUGAAUAAGUUGCCAGAAAUGGAUUAUGAAGAUUUUGAGAAGCCUGAGAUUGUUGAGACAGAAAGAUCAUCGGACCAUGAUGGAAAUGAUAACCAACAGAUGACUGAAUGCAAAGGCAUUAUUUCUGCAGCAGAAGCCAUUGAACCAGAGACAGCACCUGGGCACUCGGAGUCUGCCAUAGAUGAGGAACCAAACUCGACUAUACGCACAGGCUCCACUAACUCCAUGGAGAAUAACCAGGCAUCUGACGUCCCAAAAUCAGAGAAUGAAUCCAACAAUCCGGUUGCCAAUGCCAUCAUGAUCGUACCAUUUGGAAAAUUGGACUCCACUCUCCCUUCUACACUCUGCAGAGUGGAAACUGGACCAGAUGGCUCUGGGAGGUGCAGUAAAGGGAAAUCUAAGGUGGACAUAUUUGAGAAUGGCUCGACGAAGCCGGACAAAGAGCCAGGGAGUUCAUCAAAGAAAAGAAAAUUUGAUGCUGUAAAUCUUAAAGAUAGCUGUUCACUGGAAGGGACCUAUGAGUACUGCGUGAAGGUGAUUAGAUGGCUGGAAUGUGAAGGGCAUAUCGAAACAAACUUCCGUGUAAAAUUCUUGACGUGGCUCAGCUUGCGGGCAACCCCCCAGGAGAGAAGAGUUGUUAGUGUAUACGUUGAUACUCUGAUUGAAGAUCUUCCAAGCCUUGCAGGUCAAUUGGUGGACACCUUUUCGGAGGCAAUCUACAGCAAGAGACCGCCGCCAAUGCCAAAUGGUUUCUGCAUGAAGCUUUGGCAUUGAGUAACAGAGUCCAUUCUUCCUGAUUCUGAGAUAGUGAUUUAGAUGCAAAUUGUUGCAUUAAUUCUUCAGCAUAUACUGAUUCAUGGAUCAGCCAGUGGAGGCCAAUCCACACUGUUGCUCAUUGAAAAAUACACCUUUUUUUUAAUGUAUUUACUAGUUACCGUUGACAGACUUUUCUUCUUUUUCGUCGUUAUGACAUUAUGUGACACUGAUCUUUAUUUUAAGAAGCUCAAGGAUCCAUAUUUAUCUGUCGAAACAAUCAGAAACAAUGUCGUGUUUAAUUAGACAGGCACAUGGCCAAGCAAUGGAUUCAUCUUUCAAAA
Molecule: messenger RNA, 2965 nt
Organism: Zingiber officinale
Lineage: Eukaryota; Viridiplantae; Streptophyta; Magnoliopsida; Zingiberales; Zingiberaceae
Product: protein VERNALIZATION INSENSITIVE 3-like
Exons: 4
Coding region: 417-2642 (741 amino acids)
Biological process (GO): epigenetic regulation of gene expression; vernalization response
Molecular function (GO): protein binding
Source: RefSeq, a predicted model, not a curated record